AAAUGCUCAUAGCCUAAAUUUGUGCGUUACUUUAUCACGGUUUUUGAAGAGUAUGUUAUAAACUGAGUUCUGCAACAUAGGCAGCAUUUAAGUGUAUAAUUAGCAGAUUAGGAAUCCUUUUUCAUCUUUCAAUGAACCGAUUUUUUCUGCUUCUAAAGUCCUAAUAGGGCUGGAUAUUAAAAUCUGAAGUUAUAGUUAGAAGUUAGUGAUCAUAUGAUGAACUGAUCCCAACUAUAAUACAAGGAAAUCAUAGAAAUAAGCUUUUUUGAGCUUACAAAUGUGUGUACUUCGCCUUUCCGAAGUUAGUGUUAAAUAAUCACCAACUCGUCAAUUAUUUUCCUUCCACGUAUGACGUGGUAUUGCCUAUAUUGUAAUUCCUUAAUUUUCCGAUUAUGUGACCAUAAACCUAUUGUAUAAUGUCAUAUGAGUCGUUUUAUGAAGCGGAACUGCACAAAUAGAAUCCGUCCUGUGUUGUUCUGUCUCGGCUGUCGGGCUAGCCAACUAACGUAAGAGACUGGGAUCCUGAACCAAUAGUCGUUAGAUAUUAAUCUCAGCCAUUAUCUAAUUGUUAUUGGGUUCUUAAUAAUAGAAUAGCAGUUGUGUCAUUGGCCUCACACAGGCAAUCUCUACAUGAUAACAAUUGCUCAAACUAAAUCCCACGACUGCUGCAUGGACACACACACUAUGUAAGAAACAUGUGCUUUUCUUCAUCACAUCGCUUUUAUUGGCUAGAGUGGGAUAAAUAAUGUUUCAUAGCCACAAGACAAAGUAUUUUGCCUGUCCAUCAAGUCGUUUUCCGUUUUUUAAGCCUAACUUUUCUCAUCAAGUUUGAGUUACUGAUAAUGUCCAGGAACCAGCCACAUUUGUACAUGUUUUUUUCACACAUUUUUAGGUAUUAUAAAUCUUAUUAUUUUCGUUUUUGUCUAUUCUGUCGAUUCAUUCUGACCGUUUUAUUGGUCCAUAGUCCGAUUCGUGUAGUUAUUCUGGUUUGGGAACCAGGUUUUGUAGAGCCCUUACAUAAUUAUGUAGUUGACAAACUAUUCAUGUAGAUUUGAUCUGUUGUAUUUCUUCCCAUCAGUCUUUAACAAACAAAAGGCACAUUUUGUAAGGUUACUUAUAAUUACUUUUUACAAGAAAGUUCUUUAUUUUAUUUAACGCAACUGGGAAGCGCUUUAUAAACCACUAGGUUAUCAAUUUUGUUAUAGGUUUACUAAGCGUUAGCCUAUUCUCAUUGUUACACUGUUUUCCUAAGUUUGCUUUGAUAAAUAUGGAUGUGUCGUAACUUUCAAUUUCACUUUUCUAGUAAUUUCAGCCUCAACAAAUUAGCACAAUUUUCGCUAUCAUUGGAAAAGAUUUUGUAGAAAGUUGGCUGCAUCAGACGUCCAGUUUCUGUCAGUGUGAUUAAAAUGUCCCAUGUUUUGCACGUUAUCUCAAACCUUUGUUUCUGAACCAAAGUUUAAUGAAAACUCCACCCCUGCUUCCAAAACAGUAAAUGUUCGAUUUGUUGAUCGAAAUGGUAACAUCAGACAUCUUGAAGGAGAAGUUGGAGAUAAUUUGAUGGUACUGGCCCGCCGGCAUAAUAUUGAAAUAGAGGGAGCUUGUGAGGGUUCUCUGGCAUGUUCCACUUGCCAUGUCUAUAUUGAUCAAAAAUUUUAUGAUCUGCUCCCACCUGCUUCUGAGGGGGAGGAAGAUAUGUUAGAUUUAGCUGUUUUCCUACAAGAAAACUCUAGGUUAUCCUGCCAAAUAAUGCUGACCAAAGAACUAAAUGGAAUGACAAUCACUUUGCCAAAGGCUACAAGAAAUUUCUAUGUUGAUGGACAUAUUCCACAACCUCAUUAG
Molecule: messenger RNA, 1839 nt
Organism: Schistosoma haematobium
Lineage: Eukaryota; Metazoa; Platyhelminthes; Trematoda; Strigeidida; Schistosomatidae
Product: Ferredoxin-2, mitochondrial, variant 2
Exons: 5
Coding region: 1414-1839 (141 amino acids)
Biological process (GO): P450-containing electron transport chain; positive regulation of oxidoreductase activity
Cellular component (GO): mitochondrion
Molecular function (GO): 2 iron, 2 sulfur cluster binding
Source: RefSeq, a predicted model, not a curated record